CAGAGUGGACCAUAUGACCAGAGCGAGGGAAGAGAGGGAGUAAGAGUUAGACACCGAUGACAGCUGCACAUUUGAUGAUUGGACAGAGAACCCAACAGAGAUAAAUAGUAGAGAAACAAAGUCAAGCUUUAUCCAGAGAAUUUUCUGAUUGGACACUAAAAACAUCGUGCUGGAGGAUGCUGGAGGAUGACCGAACGGCUGUAUCUUCUCAAUUACGCAGGAGGAGGAAGAGUGACACCCUUCAUAAUGAACUGUGCAGUGAUUCUUUUAUUGAUAUCAAGGUGCUUCACCUGGUCUUCAGCUUUAUAUACACCGGAGAGAGCAGCUUCCAAGAAACUAAAGUAUCUUCUUGAGCCACCUGUGUCUGCAGACGUCACUGGUCAAAGAGGAGAUAAUGUCACCUUACCAUGUAUCCUCAGAACCAAACCCAGCCAUUACAAGGUUAAAUGGACAAAAAUUGAACCAGAGAAGGUUGGACCAGAAAAUAUUAUCAUGAUAUCCAAUGCACAUGCAUUCAAGCCAUACGGCCAUCUUGGACAGCGAGCUUCUCUGCGUAAGGCUCAUGCCAUGGACGCCUCCCUGCACCUCAGCCGUCUUGAGCUGGAAGAUGAAGGCACGUAUCGCUGUGAGCUGGUCAAUGGCAUUGAGGAUGAGAGCGUCACCAUUACUUUGAGGAUUGAAGGUGUGGUCUUCCCGUAUCAGAGUAAAGAUGGCCGUUACAGAUUCAAUUACCAAGAAGCAAAAGAGGCUUGUGCUGCGCAAGAUGGCACAUUAGCCACAUACAACCAGCUUUACAGAGCUUGGACUGAGGGUUUGGAUUGGUGCAACGCAGGUUGGCUCCAUGAUGGCACUGUUCAUUAUCCGAUUAUUCACCCACGACCAGUUUGUGGAGGCGAGUUGCCUUCAGGCAUCCGCAGUUAUGGCCCAAAAGAUAAAAACAAUGAUCGGUUUGAUGCUUUUUGCUUCACUUCGCAGACAUCUGGUAAGAUAGGAAACAAACUUUUCUACUCUUCCAUUUUUUUGUGUGGUUAAAUAUUUUUCAAAUCUCAAACUGUUUGAAAUAUAGAAUCACUGAUCCAAAUGCUAUUAUUUAUUUAUGUUGUAAUACACUUGUUUAAAAUCACAGCAUACUGCGUUUCAUUUACAAUCCUUCACAUAAAUUUCUUUUUGGGACACUGUAUCUUCAGAAAGAACCAAUGAGCAGAAGCCGAGAGAGUCACAUAACAAGGCGUGGAAGUAUUGAGAGGCUAGUGUGUGUUUGGUCUUCACAUGGGAGUUCUUCAAAAUAGAAAAGGAAUCAAAUAAUACUAAGUCUUUAAGAAAUAAUUUAACACCAGAUAAAGUACAGAAUGUCACACAACAGACUGUUUAUAAAAGAUGGACAUAGACAUUGUGACCAUACCCAGUGGUUUUAUAUCCUCAUUAGCCUUUUGACUCCUGGAAUGUUGGUUUUGUGAAACCUAAAACAGCCUAUUUUAUUUGUGAAGGUGGAGUGUGAAGUUAAUUUAACUCACCAAAACUAAAAAACAAGCUUCAUGUACCACACAGCAACAAGUUUUAUUUUGUGUAAUUCAAUAAAAAUGACCCAAGUUGUCUAUAUCAGCACUUAACAAAACAAGUAAAUUACUGAAAUAGAAAAAAAACUGUCACUCAUCUUACAGCUGUUACCAGUUGAGAAACAGCCUUGUGUGACUUUUCCAAGAAAUGCAGGUUUUAGCGCUUUUAAGCUGGCUUCCUCAUCCUGCCUUAGGCACUCCUGUAGGCUGUAUGCACUCUUGGUUACACUCGUAAUUAUGAGAAAACAAUUCUGAACUUCUAUGAGUCAAAGUGACAAAAUAAACUGACUCAACCCACAGUACUUUUGAUGAAUCCUUAGAAAAUAUAAUAUUUUUUGUAUACAGUUAUACAGUGUUUAACAAAUGUAUUAAACUGCCAGAAAAAAAGUCAU
Messenger RNA from Haplochromis burtoni (Burton's mouthbrooder), 1948 nucleotides. Its product is annotated as hyaluronan and proteoglycan link protein 2-like. Gene Ontology annotation, molecular function: hyaluronic acid binding. Gene Ontology annotation, biological process: cell adhesion. The transcript is spliced from 5 exons. Bases 187 to 1032 code for a protein of 281 amino acids. The record is from RefSeq and is a predicted model, not a curated record. Lineage: Eukaryota; Metazoa; Chordata; Actinopteri; Cichliformes; Cichlidae.